AAACCCCUCUUCUCCACCCUCAUAAACCAGAACCCAAGCCAGCAAAGGUAAGAAGAACAACCACAGCAGCAGCGGAAACGACAACAACAACGAAGACGAUGGAACGACUGUCGUUGGUUUUCUCAUUCACCAUUGCACUAUUCCAGAUCCUACAGACAGUCACCGUUGUCACUGCACAGUCUCCAGCACCGGCACCAGCAGGGCCGACCAAUAUCACUGCAAUACUUGAGAAGGCUGGUCAGUAUACAACUUUUAUCCGGCUCCUUAAGAGCACCGCCGUGGCGGACCAGAUCAACAGUCAGCUCAACAACACCAACAAUGGCAUGACCCUAUUCGCUCCAACCGACAAUUCCUUCUCCAGCCUCAAGUCAGGCACCCUCAACAGUCUCACCGAUCAGGAGAAGAUAAGCCUCAUCCAAUUCCACGUCAUCUCCUCCUACAUUCCCCUCUCGCAGUUUCAGACAGCUACCAACCCUCUUCGCACCCAGGCCGGCGAUGUCAGCAACUAUGCGUUCCCGCUCAAUGUCAGCACGGCUGGCAACCAAGUCAAUUUCACUACUGGGAUCGACAAUGCCACGAUUGCCAACACCAUUUACACCGAUGGCCAGCUCGUUGUUUACCAGAUCGACAAGGUGCUGCUUCCGCUCAGCAUAUUCGGCCCUCAUCCUCCUGCUCCGGCGCCUGCUCCUUCCAAGCCCAAGAAGGCUUCCCGCUCUUCGGCUUCACCUUCAUCGGACGAUGCUUCCAGCGCAUUGUAUGUGAAAGUGCAUGCAUUGGAGUCAUUUGCGGUGGCAGCAGCUGCGAUUGCGGCAUUUUGGUUGUGAUCAUUGAUCAUCUGCAUCUCCCUUUCGAUCUCUUUCUCUCUCCCUGUCUGAAUGCUACGAGUGCCGUUGCUUGUGACGUUUUUGGUUUUACGGAGAAGCUUUUGUGAUGAGAACCGUCGGAAAAGUUUGGAUGUGUAAGCUUUCUUCUUUGUUCCUGCUUGUUACCUUGUAAGGUAGGUUUUGUAUUCUUAUUUCAUUCAUCUCGUGCAAUAAAAAAUUUUCAUUUUUGUCA
Magnolia sinica is the source of this 1056-nucleotide messenger RNA. RefSeq names its product fasciclin-like arabinogalactan protein 12. The record is from RefSeq and is a predicted model, not a curated record. The transcript has a single exon. NCBI's taxonomy places the organism in Eukaryota, Viridiplantae, Streptophyta, Magnoliopsida, Magnoliales, Magnoliaceae. The coding region runs from base 99 to 824 and encodes 241 amino acids.